Umbelopsis ramanniana AG is the source of this 574-nucleotide messenger RNA. RefSeq lists its product as uncharacterized. The coding region runs from base 1 to 561 and encodes 186 amino acids. Lineage: Eukaryota; Fungi; Mucoromycota; Umbelopsidomycetes; Umbelopsidales; Umbelopsidaceae. The record is from RefSeq and is a predicted model, not a curated record. The transcript has a single exon.
AUGGAUAUAAAACGCCAUGUCGACAAAGAAUUUUUAAAACGGAUCUUUUACCGCUUAGUCUAUGCGAUAAUGCGCCAUCUCAAUAUACCUCGAUUCUCCGGACAUAACAAGGUCCUACCGUCUCCCACAAGCACAACAUAUAGCAAUCGAAGUGCAUUGGAAAGUGAUGAAAGUGAUCUCGACAGCUCCUCGUCAAUGAUCAGCAUGUGCCAAUUGUCGUCUCCGUCCAACAUAACCCAACUUCGAUCUAUACCGGAUGCAUUGAUUGAAGCUACAUUACCCAGCUAUCAUUCUGGAUUUCAGUUUUCCUCCAAUAACGGAUAUGAUAGUUCUACAUACACACGAAGAGCAAGUGUAUUCCAUGAACGGUUUGAUCUCCUCGAAUUGUAUCCUAGAGACCCACUUCGCCGGACCAUCUACCAGCAUGAAUCACACUCGGAGCCCGCUAUGAGAUCAACUUAUGGAUAUGGACCUAGAAGAAUGAGCCGGGAAAAUUCUGUUCAAAGGAUAGCACAUAUGUUCAGAAAUAUGAUGGGUGUCAGCAGACACAGGAAGCUUUAGCGAAGUAUUUUGC